Messenger RNA from Penicillium arizonense, 1455 nucleotides. RefSeq names its product haloacid dehalogenase, type II. The record is from RefSeq and is a predicted model, not a curated record. Bases 1 to 1455 code for a protein of 484 amino acids. NCBI's taxonomy places the organism in Eukaryota, Fungi, Ascomycota, Eurotiomycetes, Eurotiales, Aspergillaceae. Gene Ontology annotation, molecular function: hydrolase activity, acting on halide bonds, in C-halide compounds. The transcript has 6 exons.
AUGGCUGCUCCCAUGACCAUCACCAUACAGAACCUCAAUGGAACUUGGACUCUGGACAAGGGCCUGUCGAAUGAAACGGAUCCAAUGCUGAAGCUGCUAGGAGUCCCAUGGGUACUUCGCAAGGCAUUUUCAGCAGUAACGCUGCACGUCCAUAUUUCGGAGUAUACUACAACAGACCCCAUGACCAGGAAAGCCUUGGUAAACAUCGAAUUUGUUCAAAGCGCAAUAGGCGGAGGCCUCGCAGGGACGACUGAAAAGCGAACGCUGAAUUGGCAAAUGAAUCAUCACAAGGACUACAUUUUUGGUGCUGUUCAAGGCUGGAGUCGCUUUAUUGGUUGCUCUACAGAUAUUGACGGCAGCAUACUGCCAGAUCUCGACUUGCAAACCAACGUCGAGAAUAAUGCGAGUGUAGCGCGAUUCCUUCAAGCAAAAACUGACCCGGAUGGGACCAUUGCUGGCGGGUUUCUCGUGGAAGAGCCCGAAGCUUCCCAUUUUGGAAACGGUUUGGGUCUUUGGUUGCACACUUUUGAGCGUAGUGUGAAUUCGGGCUGGACAUUGGAGCAGGUCUGGGGUUUUGAGCUGAUCGGUGGCCAACGUUACUUUACCCGUCGGAUGGUCAUUGUCAACUCCGCGGGACAAUACGAAAUGGGUUUCUCAUCCGGUAUCAUUACUUGUAGUCGCAGCUUUACAAGAAGCUAUGUAAAGCUCUUGUCUUUGACCUGUAACCUCACAGCGAUUAUGACAGGUACUACAGUUGUUGCUUUUGAUCUUUACGGUACACUGCUCUCGACCGAGUCGAUUGUCAAGCAGCUGGAGAAGCACUUCAGCCAUGCCAAGGCGCAGUCGAUCUCCGCUCUUUGGAGACGAUAUCAACUGGAGUAUACAUGGCGGCUGAACAGCAUGGAUCGAUAUGAAGACUUCUCAAUCGUCACAUUUAACUCCCUGCAGCAUGCACUGGCCGAUAAUGGGGAGCAGCUGAGCGAUGACGAUAUCGAACAACUGAUGGCAGCUUACGAUAGUCUCUCCACAUUCACCGACGUGACCCCGACCCUGACUAAAGUAGCAGCAGACCCAUCCCUCGAGGCCGUGAUCUUCUCCAAUGGCACCAAGAUCAUGGUAUCUAACUCGGUGCUCCGGUCGAAGGACCUCUCGCCUCACGCGAGCGCGUUCAAAGAUCUGGUCACAGUGGAUGAGAUCCAGCGCUACAAACCAUCGCGGGCAACCUACCAGCACCUAGCAACUCAAAUGGGCAAAGCCCCAACCCAGAUGAGCAAGAUAUGGCUGAUCAGCGGUAACCCAUUCGACAUCGUCGGGGCGCGCAGUACGGGCAUGCAAGCUAUCUGGGUUGAUCGCGCCAACACUGGAUGGAAUGACGCCGCAGCUCCUGAUCUACGACCAACGGCGAUUGUACACAAUCUGGAGCAUAUUGUGGAAGAAAUCCGGGCUCGGAUUUAA